Molecule: messenger RNA, 1566 nt
Organism: Kluyveromyces lactis
Lineage: Eukaryota; Fungi; Ascomycota; Saccharomycetes; Saccharomycetales; Saccharomycetaceae
Gene: HFD1
Product: hexadecenal dehydrogenase
Exons: 1
Coding region: 1-1566 (521 amino acids)
Biological process (GO): aldehyde metabolic process
Cellular component (GO): cytoplasm
Molecular function (GO): aldehyde dehydrogenase (NAD+) activity
Source: RefSeq, a predicted model, not a curated record
AUGUCCAAGUUUAAAUUUACAGAUUUGAAGUCGAUUCCUGGCAAGAUUGAGCUUGCUAAGCAGUUUUACAGGUCUCGACAAGCCAGGUUAGCCCAAAGCAAGUCCCCUAGGGCUACUGAUAUCAAUGAGAGGAUCAGGAGUUUGCAGAAGCUUUACUGGGCAGUGAAGGAUAAUGAGGAACGUCUUAUUGCAGCAGCAAGUAAGGAUUUCCAUAGGGCAAGAAGUGAAACGCUUACUAUUGAAUUAGUCCCCUUGUACAACAAUAUCCUUUAUUUGAUUAAAAACAUGAAGAAAGAGAUCGAACCAAAGAAGAUUAAGGUUAGUUUACUUGCACAUUGGUUCGGUACGACUUUCGUGGAAAAGAUCGCAUUGGGGACCGUUCUUGUCAUUUCUCCGUUUAAUUUCCCCAUAUUAUUGGCAUUGGAUCCAUUAGCUGGAGCCAUCGCCGGUGGUAAUUCCGUGGUGUUCAAACCUAGUGAAUUGACACCAGCAUGUGCUGAAGUAAUGGAAGAGAUAUGUAAUGAGGCGUUUGAAAAGGGUCAAGUGGAGACGGUGCAAGGUGGCGCUGAAGAAACAAGUGCUUUAGUCGAAUCCGGUAAAUUCGAUAAGAUAUUUUACACUGGAUCUACGACCGUUGGGACAAUCAUAGCAGAGAAGGCUGCUAAGAGUCUAACACCAUGUGUAUUAGAACUUGGUGGGAAGUCUCCAGUGUUUAUAUCCCCCAACUUGCCUAAAUCACAAUGGGAGACUGCAAUAAGAAGAAUUUAUUACAGUUCUAUGGGGAACGCAGGUCAGAUUUGUGUCGCCGCAGAUUAUGUCCUAUGCCCUGACUCGAUCUACGAUGAGUUUGUUGAUUCUUGCAAGAAAGUAUUGAAUGAGUUUUACCCUUCUGUCACCUCUGACACUGAAUAUACUCACAUGAUUCACGAAAGAGCCUACAAUAGGAUUCAAACCGUCAUUGAGACCACUAAGGGUCAAAAAACUGUUGCUCAACAUUCAGACAAUCUCCCACCGUUAUGUAUCCCACCCACCAUAAUCUCAGACGUUUCUUGGGAUGAUCCAAGUAUGACCGGUGAGAAUUUUGGACCCAUCUUACCUAUCAUGAGAUAUACUGAUUUGGAUGAAACCAUCGAUACUCUCAUUAAAAGAUUCGACACACCUCUUGUCCAAUAUAUUUUUACUAAUUCAAAGGAUGAAAUUGAUCACAUCUUGACAAGAAUUAGAUCUGGUGCUUGUGUUGUUAACGACACAUUGCUUCACGUUGGUAUCGAAGAGGCUCCUUUCGGUGGUAUAGGAACCUCGGGUUACGGUAAUUAUCAUGGCCCUUAUACCUUCAAGACGUUCACUCAUGAAAGAACUAUAUUCAAACAACCAUUUUGGGUGGACCUCUUGAUAUAUGUUAGAUAUCCUCCGUUUGAUAAACUCAAUACGAGGAUUUCUCAGAUAUCUUUAGAGGAUAAACCAAACUUUGACAGAAAUGGCCGCAGAAUUUAUGGCAUUAAGAAUAUUGGCAUCAUCUUAACGUCUGGUGUAUUAUUGGGAUUCUUAAUCAAUGCCAUGAUGUGA